AAAGUAUUUUUUUUUAUAGAUUCCAAUAUUCAAUUAAAAGAAAUAUUGUAUAUAAGAUGGCCCCUAUAUUAGUCACUGGUGGUACCGGGUACAUUGGUACAUUUUCCAUAGUCGACCUUCUUGAAAAAGGAUAUGAUGUCCGUACAACUGUGAGAAACCUUGGUAGAGUUGAUGAAUUGAAAAAGUCAAUCCUCAAACUCACCCCUAAACUUACUAGUGCCCAACUUGAAGAUAAGGUUUCUUUCUAUAAGGCGGACCUUACUUCUGAUGAAGGUUGGAAUGAGGCUAUCACUGGAGUUGAAUAUAUUCUUCAUGUUGCUUCUCCAUUCCCAAAUUAUGAACCAAAGGAUCCAAAUGAAUUGAUUGUUCCUGCUAGGGAAGGUGCUCUUAGAGUAUUACGUCAUGCAAAGAAGCUUGGUGUCAAGCGUGUAGUUCUCACAUCUUCUUAUGCUGCUAUCGGUUAUGGACACCCUAAUGGGUCUAAGAUUUCUGAAAAGGAUUGGACGAAUGUUGAAAAGAUGGGAAGUGCCUAUGUCAAAUCUAAGACACUUGCUGAAAAGGCUGCUUGGGAUUUCAUUAACGCUCAAGAUCACGACUCUCAUGCACUUGAAUUGGUGGUUAUCAACCCUACUGGUGUUUUUGGUCCAAUCGUUCCAGGUUCAACCACUUCUUCCACUUCAACUGAGAUAAUCACAAAGCUUUUAGCUGGUGAGAUGAAAUACGGUGCCCCAAAAAUCUCAUUUGGGUUAAUUGAUGUUAGAGAUGUGGCUAGAAUACAUGUUGAAGCUAUAAAGAGUGAAAAGGCAAAGGGUGAAAGAUUCAUCUUGGUUGCUCCUCCAAAGGAAGUUACUUUACUUCAAAUGGCUACCAUUUUGAGACAAGGUCUUAAAUCUAAUGAUCCACGUAUCAACGACCUUCCAACGUGGGAACUCCCUACUUGGUUACUUCGCAUUUUGCUGUACGUAGUUCCAGAUAUCAAGGCAAUUAUUGGCUUCAUUGGUGUCUCCAACUAUUACACCAGUGAAAAGGCUCAAAAGGUGUUCAAUUGGACCCCAAUUCCUCCAGAAAAAAUUAUUUUGGAUACUGUUGCAAGUCUUGAUGCUGAAUCGAAGAAAUAAAUGUUAAUAAACUAUUGACUGCUAGUUGUGUUCCGAGAUCGUUUGAUUCUCCUGGAUUUUUUUUUAGUUUGUUUAUUAAUUGAAUGUGUGUUUAAAUGACU
This is a messenger RNA of [Candida] anglica, 1219 nucleotides long. NCBI's taxonomy places the organism in Eukaryota, Fungi, Ascomycota, Pichiomycetes, Serinales, Debaryomycetaceae. The record is from the annotation of a GenBank genome assembly.